Molecule: messenger RNA, 195 nt
Organism: Pongo pygmaeus (Bornean orangutan)
Lineage: Eukaryota; Metazoa; Chordata; Mammalia; Primates; Hominidae
Product: large ribosomal subunit protein eL39-like
Exons: 1
Coding region: 18-173 (51 amino acids)
Biological process (GO): translation
Cellular component (GO): cytosolic large ribosomal subunit; ribosome
Molecular function (GO): structural constituent of ribosome
Source: RefSeq, a predicted model, not a curated record
UGACUCCGCUUCUCACCAUGUCUUCUCACAAGACCUUCAGGAUUAAGCUAUUCCUGGCCAAGAAACAAAAGCAAAAUCGUCCCAUUCCCCAGUGGAUUCGGAUGAAAACUGGUAAUAAAAUCAGGUACAACUCCAAAAGGAGACAUUGGAGAAGAACCAAGCUGGGUCUAUAAGGAAUUGCACAUGAGACAGCAC